Echinops telfairi (small Madagascar hedgehog) is the source of this 1153-nucleotide messenger RNA. RefSeq names its product zinc finger DHHC-type containing 24 (gene ZDHHC24). Gene Ontology annotation, molecular function: protein-cysteine S-palmitoyltransferase activity. The record is from RefSeq and is a predicted model, not a curated record. Gene Ontology annotation, cellular component: Golgi apparatus; endoplasmic reticulum. The transcript has 3 exons. Bases 1 to 852 code for a protein of 283 amino acids. NCBI's taxonomy places the organism in Eukaryota, Metazoa, Chordata, Mammalia, Afrosoricida, Tenrecidae. Gene Ontology annotation, biological process: protein targeting to membrane; peptidyl-L-cysteine S-palmitoylation.
AUGGUGCUGCCGUGGGCGGCGGGGGGCGCGGAGGGGCCCCCUGCGCGGCUGCCUCUGGCGCUUACGGCGUUGUGGGCCGCGGCCGUGGGCCUGGAGCUGGCCUACGUACUGGUGCUGGGCCCGGGGCCGCCGCCCCUGGGGCCGCUGGCUCGGGCCUUGCAGCUCGCGUUGGCCGCCUUCCAGCUGCUCAACCUGCUGGGCAACGUGGGGCUCUUCCUGCACUCCGAUCCCAGCAUCCGGGGCGUGAUGCUGGCCGGCCGCGGGCUGGGCCGGGGCUGGGCUUACUGCUACCAGUGCCAAAGCCAGGUGCCACCUCGCAGUGGGCACUGCUCUGCCUGCCGCGUCUGCAUCCUUCGCCGAGACCACCACUGCCGCCUGCUGGGCUGCUGCGUUGGCUUCCACAACUACCGGCCCUUCCUGUGCCUGCUGCUUCACACUGCAGGGGUCUUGCUCCACGUCUCUGUGCUGCUGGGCCCUGCACUCUUGGCCCUGCUCCGAGCCCACAGCCCCCUCCAAGCCACUGUACUCCUCCUCCUCCCCUGGCUUAUGCUGUUCACAGGUAGGGUGUCUCUGGUGCAGUUCGCCCUGGCCUUCGUGAUGGACACGUGCAUGGCGGGGGUGCUCUUGUGCGGGGCGGGGCUCCUCUUCCACGGGAUGCUGCUGCUUCGAGGCCAGACCACAUGGGAGUGGGCCCGGGGCCAGCACCACUAUGACCUGGGCCUCUGCCACAACCUGCAGGCGGCCCUGGGGCCCCGCUGGGCUCUUGUCUGGCUCUGGCCCUUCCUGGCCUCCCCCUUGCCUGGGGAUGGGAUCUCCUUCCAGACCUCCGCGGAUGCAAGGACUCACAGAUGAGCUAGAACUGUGCUGGGGCGGGCCAGCUCCUAAUACAAGCAGGGGCUGCCCCAGAAUAAACCAGGCUGCUGCCCCCUGUCCCCCCUGCCAGCUGGAGCUAGAGAGCUGGGCUCCACUGGGCAUCCCCAGCUCCAUCCUUCACUGCGGCCGUGUCCCUGUUCUGCUUGGACUCCUAGUGUCUAGGCCUGGGGCUCUGCCUCAGUUGCUUUCCCCAUGUGCUUGGGAGGAUCUGGGAGGGGCCGCCUGGCUAGCCUCACUACCCCUCACCAGACCAAUAAAGCACCCACACUUGUUCGCCCAA